GUGACUCAGGUGGACCACUUGUGGAAAGAGGCAAAUCUGCAAAAAGCGAUAGGGUCGUGGGCAUAAUUUCGCAAGGAAAUGUUUGUUGCAAAACUCCGCCGCCGGACACCUACCGUACCAUUUGCACUCAUCUUGGCCACAAGAAUAUCUCGACGUGGAUCUCUGAAAAACUGAAGGGAGAAGGGUCCACGACUGGAUGUGCAGCAUUUCCUUGGCUUUUUCGAGUUGCCGAUGACGAUGGCACAUUCAAAUGCCUUGGUGUGCUCGUCCACAAGCGUCUGGUGUUGGUCAGGGCCGAUUGUGGGGAUCCUCAUGAUGAUUUGAUUGUUGUGUAUGAUGACCCAAAACAGCAGUGCGCACAACAG
This is a messenger RNA of Ostreobium quekettii, 365 nucleotides long. NCBI's taxonomy places the organism in Eukaryota, Viridiplantae, Chlorophyta, Ulvophyceae, Bryopsidales, Ostreobiaceae. The record is from the annotation of a GenBank genome assembly.